AUGGCGGUAUUCUUGGAUUUUGGUUUUCAACUAGCGUUGGAGAUUCUUGAUCUUAGUAAAGUCACCGCCCGGAGGCUGCAGCCUUUGAUUUCUGGAAGGCUACAGACCACAGGCAAGAGCAAGGUGGACGACCUUGCUCUCCUUCCUGAGAUUAUGUUCCUCAAUCAGCAGUCGGCUGCUCGAGGGCUGCAACAGCCGGACGGGUCCGAGUCAAAUGACUCAUCCACGGGUAAAGAAACAGGCAGGCAACCCACAUAUACGACAGUCGGUUCGAUUUACAACCCCAAGACCGUGACGCCAAUCCAGCCGCCUGCUCGCCGUCCCAGAGCGCGCAGAUAUCCGCAGCCAAUUCGAUCCCCAUCCGGUGAAACUUACAUUCCCUUUCCGAACGCCCUGUUGUCGGCCUUGCCGUUCACCGAGCAGACUUCUCCCUCGCCUCCUCCGACCAGGCCAGCGACACUCCUUCAGUAUUCGCCACUGCAGCAAAACUACGAGAGGGCCAUUAAUCCGACAUCAGAGCGCGAAAUGGUGGAUUUCACCGGAAGUGAACUGCCGGCCCCGGCUAUCCGCUCGGGAAACUUGCCGUCUCCCGCGCCAUUCGAGGGCAACGAUGGCACGACGUCCGAGGACAGCCUGACUUCUCGCAUCACAGUCAAGUCGCUCACCAACUUGGCCUCGUACGAGAACCCGAUGCAGAAGGCUGCUCAGAAGGCAUUGGCCAGAGCUCGCACUGCCAACCUCAAUGUCAACCGUGUAAACACCCCCUUCUCAUCUCUAUCGACGUCUACGGAGUACCCCAGAGAUCGCCUUCCCCCGACAUAUGGUGCGACGUUGGCCAUCGUUGGACCGCCUCAGCCCCUGACAGCAGGGCCCCCAGGCCAGCGACGGUUCAGGCCUUCAGUUCUGGAGCCUGUUUGUAAGGCUCGUGAUUCGGAUAGCCAGGUCGCCAACAUGCCACUUGGGGCUGGUGUAUACCGGUCCCAGUCACCACCUGGUCUCCCCCGCAACUUUGGCACCAGCAUUCUCGCCGCGCUCGACGAUGACGACGAGACGACCGAAGGCACAGGCCCCUCGAACCGCUCUCUUCUUGACGAGACUUACCAUGCUCCGGUGUCGCCCAUCCCUCCGGUGCCUGCACGAUUCCGGCCGCUUUACCCACACUACACUCCAGGCGGCCCUGAGUCGUUCAUCGGAUCGAUGAACGAGACCAAGCGUAAAGUCUACGACACCCUUCCGCCUGAGAGAAUUCAGCAGUAUUACCCAAACGGGUUCCCUCACAGCUACGAUGGACAGUACACGCCAAUCGCUGAGGAUUGGUAUACGAGGUUCCCGAUCACAGAGAAUCAGACUGCGCAGAAGCCUUCUUCGGACUCGGAGCACAUUAACAAAACUAAUCAGCGGUUCUAUGCCGGCACCGAAGGACUGUUCAAGCACAUGAGUCAGACUCUGGAUGACCACAACCGUCACUCCCACGACAACAAAGUCGGCGUAAUUGGCGGGGAGCGCCAACGACUUCGCGCGGGGCACAUUGAGAAAUCGGCCGUCGAUGGCAAACUCGUUCCGCCGGCUAUGAGUGUCGAAGAGGCGAAUGAAAUGGAGGAGAGCGACGCUACAGAGCCUCUACUCAACAUGGCCUUUGCAUCGCUCCUGAGUUACAAGGAGGCCAGCCAAAACGGAACCAGCCCCUUCACAAAGGCUGACGACUCGUUGAUUGACCACUCAGAGAAGGGAAAUCAGAGCUUCUUCAGCGAGUCGAAGGAGGAAGAACAGCCAAAAAAGAAGAAGGUCGUCAAGAGGUCGAGGCGGGGAUAUUGAGGAGACUCCUCUAACGGUACUUGGUAUAAAACAGUUCAUUUCGGCAACAUUAGGGUUGGCGCAGGGUUCUAUCAUACCUAUGUCAAGAGCAAACGAGUUAUGAGCUGUUUCACUUUGAGGAAUGCCUUUGUCUCCGAAAGAUUCAGGAGGGAACGGCGGGCAAAAGGUUCCUUUUGGGGGAUCAUGUCGAUGGCAAGCAGGGCAGUUGCUUGGAGAUCACCGUGCCUCAGCUUUUGGUUGGACCAUAUGGAGCCAAUAUACACCCAUCAGGACUUUUGUAAAGUAGUACGCUUGCGGACAGCAGCUUGAUUACCGGGUCUGCACUUAGUCGCUGCGACCUGCCGUUCUCUCGGGAGCACACGUUCUCCAAGAGCGGU
Messenger RNA from Chaetomium strumarium, 2192 nucleotides. RefSeq lists its product as uncharacterized. The record is from RefSeq and is a predicted model, not a curated record. Lineage: Eukaryota; Fungi; Ascomycota; Sordariomycetes; Sordariales; Chaetomiaceae. The transcript has 3 exons. The coding region runs from base 1 to 1815 and encodes 604 amino acids.